GACGAAGUGAGCGCAAUGGAUGCAGUCAUUUCCCUCCUCAUUCUUGCAGUUUUACCACACCUGGUUGUGUCUGAGGUUCCCACUGUGGCGCCAUAUAGGUCAGUUGUUGAAAUAGUUUCUGGGAGGAGCCGUAUAUUCAGCGGGGAACCUCUACGCUUGAGAUGCAACAUUGAUGAUUUCUACAAGUCCACGUGGAAUUACCUUUGGUUCAGGGGAUCUGUGCAGCUUCCACAGUCUGGGGAAAUAUUCUCGCUGUGGAAGGCCAACAUUAAAGAGAGCGGCAAAUAUUCCUGCAAAGGAGAGAAGGAGACGCAGAUAGGAAGCAUAAAAACACACAGAAGUCCACCUGUAGAGAUCAAUGUUGAUGGUGGGUUUGUCAUCUUGGAAACACCACAACACCCUAUUCUUGUUGGAGAUAGCCCCCAUUUGCUGUGCCGUGUCCGAGGGCAGGUUCCCGUCCAUCAGACGGUCCUGUACAGAGAUGGAACUGAAGUGAUGGUACAGAACGGGAGCAGCUUAUAUCUACGCCUCCCCCAUGUGACCCUGAGGGAUCAAGGAAUGUACUCCUGCAGAGCAUCCUGGGAUAUGAAGAGACGAACAUACUCUGUGUUGUCAGUUACUACUCCUGUGAAUAUUUUAGAGGUUCUAACCCUGCCGGUGUUGGAGAUUGAUGACAAAAACUUACAGCCCACAGGAAAUAAAAUGAAGCUGAUCUGCCACACCCAGUACAACGCCCAUGCACCUGCCCCUCCAGUUAACUACUAUUUUUACAAGAACAACCAUCUGCUGGGACCGGCGAAAUCACAAAACCACAUCUAUGUCACACGGGCACCAGGAUGGUACAGCUGCAGAGCCAAGGUGCCAAAGCUGGAUAUCAUGAGGUGGAGUGAGCCCAAAAGCUUUGGAGAUGUUACAGGACUAGAAAUGAGUUUUCCAAAUGGUCAUCAUCAUCAUCAUCAUCACAGAAACCAAAUGUCAUCAUCUCCUUCUGUGUCACACCCACACUUCUCCUCGAAUCCUCCAACUCAACCAACAACACCAAAGCAUUUGGAUCCAACUCUGUCUUUUGAUCUGGACACAGAGUUGCAUCUGGAGUUACCGGUCUUAACUAGUCGGCCACCUCCAGACCAGUUUCCAGGACAAACCAACACUCCAGAACCCUAAGGUGUGUUAUGAGGGAUUUCUUUUAGAAUGUCCUUUGACAUAUCUGCAAGUCGGUCCUAUUUCAGCUCCUUUGGUCCAGUUUCC
Cyprinodon variegatus (sheepshead minnow) is the source of this 1248-nucleotide messenger RNA. RefSeq names its product Fc receptor-like protein 5. NCBI's taxonomy places the organism in Eukaryota, Metazoa, Chordata, Actinopteri, Cyprinodontiformes, Cyprinodontidae. The transcript has 6 exons. The coding region runs from base 16 to 1164 and encodes 382 amino acids. Gene Ontology annotation, molecular function: transmembrane signaling receptor activity. Gene Ontology annotation, biological process: cell surface receptor signaling pathway. The record is from RefSeq and is a predicted model, not a curated record.